AUCCUCAUUCCCACUCUCUGGAUGAGGGGCCAACGCUGGGCCUCAGUUUCCUCAAAGGAAGUGGGAGGAAGGGAGUGGGCACCUCAGUGCAGUGGCCCCUCGCAAUCUCUGAGGCCCGGACUUUCUCUCCUUUGCAGCUCCUGAACUGACUGGCGCUGUCCUGCCCCAUGGACGCCUCCUCUAGCCCUUGGAAUCCCACCCCGGCUCCCGUCAGCAGUCCUUCCCUGCUGCUCCCCAUCCCUGCCAUCGUCUUCAUCGCUGUGGGCAUCUAUUUGUUGCUGCUAGGCCUAGUGCUGCUGACUAGGCACUGCCUGCUGGCCCAGGGCUGCUGCACCGAUUGCGGCUCCCCCUGCAGGAAGCAAGCUGCUUCCAGGCCCCAGGACUGUUGCUGGACCUGUGCAGAAGCCUGCGACUUCCCUCUGCCCAGCCCAGCUCACUACCUGGAUGCCUGCUGCCCCCAGCCCACCGAAGCUGGUUGGGCCCCUCGUUGCCCUCCUUGCUGCCCACUCUGCGACUGUGCCUGUGCGUGCCAACUUCCUGACUGCCAGAGCCUCAACUGCCUCUGCUUUGAGAUCAAGCUCCGAUGAGGACCCGAAGUCCCUGCCCUCUGGGGAUUGGCCAGCCCCCAGGGCCCACAUGCCCUCUUCCCUGAGGGGCCUCAGGA
This is a messenger RNA of Artibeus jamaicensis (Jamaican fruit-eating bat), 664 nucleotides long. Its product is annotated as keratin-associated protein 10-2. The coding region runs from base 168 to 587 and encodes 139 amino acids. Lineage: Eukaryota; Metazoa; Chordata; Mammalia; Chiroptera; Phyllostomidae. The transcript has 4 exons. The record is from RefSeq and is a predicted model, not a curated record.